AUGCACGUGCUGGUCGUCGAAGACGACAUCGAGACCGCCCGCUAUCUGCAGAAGGGCCUGAGCGAGAGCGGCCACGUGGUCGAGCUCGUCCACGACGGGGCGGACGGGCUCUCGCUCGCGUUGGACCACCGCUUCGACGCGCUCGUGGUCGACCGCAUGCUGCCGGGCCUCGACGGCCUCGCGCUGAUCGAGACGCUGCGCCGCAAGGGCCGGCGCACGCCGGUGCUCAUCCUCAGCGCGCUCGCCCAGGUGGACGACCGGGUCGAAGGGCUCAGGGCCGGCGGCGACGACUACCUGACCAAGCCCUUCGCCUUCUCCGAGCUGCUGGCGCGGUUGGAGGCGCUGCUCAGGCGCGCCGACAGCGCUGGCGGCGAGACCCGCCUCGGCCUCGCCGAUUUGGAGGUCGACCUGCUCGCCCGCACGGUGCGGCGCGCGGGGCGCGAGAUCGUUCUGCAGCCCCGCGAGUUCACACUGCUCACCUAUUUCAUGCGCCACGCAGGCCAGGUUGUCACACGCACGAUGCUGCUCGAACAUGUCUGGGGCUACCACUUCGACCCGCAGACCAACGUGAUCGACGUUCAUGUGAGCCGGCUGCGCGGCAAGAUCGACAAGGGCUUCGACACGCCCCUGAUCCACACCGUGCGCGGCGUCGGGUAUUGCUUCCGUGCCGACGGCUAG
Molecule: messenger RNA, 678 nt
Organism: Geodia barretti
Lineage: Eukaryota; Metazoa; Porifera; Demospongiae; Tetractinellida; Geodiidae
Source: the annotation of a GenBank genome assembly